AAAAAUGUAGAUAAAAGAGGAAAAAUUCUCUCUCUUUCAUUUAGUCCAGAAUAUUUUUAUUUAAAUUGCUGAAAAAUUCUCAUCUCUUUUAAAUUUCUCCGUCAUUUCCCUUCAUGCCUACACAUACAAAGGUGUAGUGUGCUAGAAGUAGAAAGUAGAAACUUCAAAACCCUAUACAGUCAUCCCGCGCAAAACCUGCCUGCUCUGUCCUCGCUCUCGACAUCGUUCACCUGAAGAAGCGUCACCGUUACAGUUUCCAUCCCACCGGAUGACUCUUUCCGGUGCUCUCAAGUCAUCUUCAAUCAUCUCCUGGAAAUCCAGCGGGAGGCUUCAACAAACCAUACGGAGAUGCGUGGAGGUGAGCGGGAAGGGUCUCCACUCAGGCAAGGAAUCAACCGUGAAGUUAUGGCCGGAGAUGGCUCAGCAAGGGAGGUACUUUGAUUUCCACUCUAAGUGUUCGAUUCCUGCAUCCAUUGAUUUCGCCCAGCAAAAUUCGCCUCUUUGUACUACACUGUCUGCUGAUCGAUUCAAAGUUCGAACCGUUGAGCACUUGCUAUCUGCUCUCGAGGCUACUCGCAUUGAUAAUUGCAAGAUUCAGGUCUUCAACAACGAUAUCGACUCCAAAGAAGAUUAUUGCGAUUUUGAGGUUCCUAUAUUGGAUGGGUCAGCCCAACAAUGGGUGGAAGCUAUAGAAAAGGCUGGUUUGGUUGUGGCGGUAGAUGAGAGCGGCAAUAGCUGUGAAACAAUGGCGCCUUAUUUGAAUGAACCUGUAUAUGUGUGUAAGAAUGAUUCUUUUGUGGCUGCCAUCCCUUCGCCUAAUGUUCGCCUGACUUAUGGCAUUGAUUUUUCUAAGGCUUGUGCCAUUGGCUGCCAGUGGUUUUCUUUAGCUCCUUUGGAUGAUUCCUCCUAUGCCAAACAAAUAGCUUCAUCAAGAACCUUUUGCAUAUAUGAGGAGGUGGAGCAAAUGCACAGUAUGGGACUCAUUAAAGGGGGGACACUGGAGAAUGCUAUUGUUUGCAGUGCCAGCAAAGGCUGGUUGAAUCCACCACUUCGUUUCCCUGAUGAACCUUGUCGCCAUAAGAUCUUGGAUCUCAUUGGUGACCUUUCCCUGUUUGCACGGCUGGGUAAUCAAGGGCUUCCAGUGGCACAUGUAAUUGCUUACAAGGUUUUCUCUAUCCCUUUUUACUUUUCUUCUCUUUCUUGUUCUGACAGCCAAGUGUUUAUGGAUAUUGCAGUGAUGAAUUGUUAUCCUUUGAUACAUUUGUUAUGUUAAAGCUAUAUUCCUUUUCUUUCCUUUCCCUGUUUUUAGCAGUCAUGAAAACUUUUCUAAUCUUCAGGCUUCUUUUAGACAAGAGGAUAUCACAGUAAUAAUGCAGGUUUUUAAGUUUUAUAUUUUUAACCAAACAAUAGGAAAAUUACUUUUCACCUGUCUAUGUGGGUAAUAUAUGAAAUAAUUAUAGGUUAUCUGGGAUAUUCUAGAGCUACCAAAUUUUGAAAAACCAUCUGCUAAAAAUACUAAAUUGAUUGACAUGGUCCCCUUUGAUGGUUCUUGAUUUAAUAAAAUGGACAAAUAAAAUUUUCAACUGUGCUUGAAGUUGUAGGUGAAGUUGACAUGUUCACCUUUGCAGUACAAAGUGAAAAUAUUCAGUGUGUUUUUGUUGUUGACAGCACAUCACUUGUUUAGUGAUUCUAACUCUCAGUCCUUAAGCAGUAAUCUAGACUUUCCAAGUAUUUCUGGAAGUUUCAUAGAAGCGAUGCCUCGUACCGUGGCUUAUCUACACUGAAAUUUUGACAAAAGCAUGUGAAGUGCAGUUGCUUUUGGUGUGUCGCUGAAAAAGUUUGUCAUUCUGGCAGUUUGAAGUUCCCUUACCUGGUGAAGGAGUGUCAUUUUCUAUCUGACUACUGAAUGCAAUUGAUCUACAUGUUCACAACAUUGUGGCUGUAUCAUGUGAAAGCUCAUGGAGAAAUAGAGACUUUCAUUAUCUGUAGCUCUGUACUACUUUUUCAUAUCGUUAACAAUAACAAUCAUCAUGUGAAAAUGACUAAGACUUUGGUCUAUGUUACUAACUGAAAUAAUAAUGUAUACAGGGUGGUCAUGCACUGCAUGCUGAUUUUGUGCGUCGCCUUAAUGACUCAUUGAAGAAUUAAUUUUGCUGUCCACAAAAAUCAAACCAGUGUGGGCAUCUCUCAUGGAGAAUUUUUACUGAUCGAAACGACACUGGAAGAACGUGAGUUCUAACAAGAAUUAUAGAGAAGCAGCCAGUCAUGCAGCCUGUGGCUAGGGUCUUAUCUGGUUAAGUGCUCAGAAGAAAAAGGGAAACCUCUAUCUAUGCUCUCAUGAUAAUGUGGGACUGGGGUGCCUUAGUGCCAUUGAUUUACCCUUAAUCAUGGUCUUCUUUUAAUCUUUAUUGCAUGAUAUUGGCCUCUGGAACCAAAUAGUUGUAAUGUUAUCCAUAAUCAGAUUUUCGUUUGUGGUAGUGUUGAUGCUUGAAAAAAGGAGUAUGAAAAUUGACAAUGA
Molecule: messenger RNA, 2518 nt
Organism: Manihot esculenta (cassava)
Lineage: Eukaryota; Viridiplantae; Streptophyta; Magnoliopsida; Malpighiales; Euphorbiaceae
Product: probable UDP-3-O-acyl-N-acetylglucosamine deacetylase 1, mitochondrial
Exons: 7
Coding region: 269-1273 (334 amino acids)
Biological process (GO): lipid A biosynthetic process
Source: RefSeq, a predicted model, not a curated record